AUGAGUAUAGCUGCAUAUGCGUAUGAAGCUGACAGAGCUAAACGUUUAUAUUUUGGUCAAUACUCUCUCACACUUACUGACAAAUAUAUUGUUAUCACUGAUGGAAAUACUGAGAAAUACAUAACAUGGAAGGACUAUGAAAAGUUUGACCCUAUUUUAACUCCAUGUACUAUGCCGUUUAUAAAGGACGGUGAAAUUAUUGAAAAAGAUAAUACAACCGUAUAUAGGUCUGUUUAUGAAGCAUUAGAAUAUAUGUUGAAUCAUAACCCAAAAAGAUUUGACCCAAGCACUACACCAUGUGCAAUGCCUUUUAUUAAGGACGGUGAAAUCGUAAGAGUUCCGGAUUCAACGGUUUACACAGCUGUUCAAAACAGUUUACAAAACAUUUUAGCGAAUAUCUUUAAUUCAGAAACUACAGAAAUAAAAUUACCAUAUAUAACAGAUGCUAAAGAAAUUAAAUCAAAAACGACAACAUUAUUUACGUCACUUAAUGAUUUAAUGACUUAUAUCAUUAAUAUUCCUGCACCAACUACAGCAUUUGAUCCAAACUCGACGGUUUGCAGUGUACCUUUCAUAAAUGACAGUUCAUUAAUUGCUUUAAGGGAUUCGACAGUAAAUGAAUCAUUAAAGGCGUCAUUAAUGAAAAUCAUUGAUUUUAAUUCAUUCACGAAUACAUAUAAUUCAUUCAUUAAUGUUUCAUAUGCUUCUAAAGAAGGUGAGCCAAAAACUAUCGAUAAAGCGGUGUAUGAAAUAAAAGCAUCAACGACGAAAUUGAAUUCGUUAACUUUUGACGGUGAUAGUUUCGUUAAUGACAUAACAUCGGGGAAAACAAUUUUAACGAAAGAAUACUUAAAAUCUCAUGUUAGUGAGUUCGUUGAAAUUGAAAAAGAAGGUGGAAUUAAGUUCGAUCCACUGAAUUUCAUUUUCAGCUUAGCGAAUGCGGGUGUUAGUUUCGCUGAAUGGACAACUAUACAGAGUGAAAUAAAUGCAAUAUGGACGUUUUUGGGGUCAAAAGCGGGAAUGGGUGAGCUUGUAAAUGCUGCAAGAACAUUAGGUGAAACAGGAAAUUUUGUAGAUGGUUUUAAAAGACUUGUUUCAAAUGUUUUAACAAACACAAAGAAAUUAUUUAGAUAUACCGUACAUAACGGACGGAUUUUCGAACAGAUAGCAACAAACCCUCCGGUUAUGGCUGC
Trichomonas vaginalis G3 is the source of this 1193-nucleotide messenger RNA. Its product is annotated as organellar and viral DNA polymerase type B. Lineage: Eukaryota; Parabasalia; Trichomonadida; Trichomonadidae. The transcript has a single exon. The annotation marks the transcript as partial. The record is from RefSeq and is a predicted model, not a curated record.